This is a messenger RNA of Danio rerio (zebrafish), 8899 nucleotides long. The record is from RefSeq and is a predicted model, not a curated record. NCBI's taxonomy places the organism in Eukaryota, Metazoa, Chordata, Actinopteri, Cypriniformes, Danionidae.
CUGCGCGCCCCCGCCCAUUGAACAGCGGCGCGCUCCAGUCUUCCUUUUGUCCAACGGGCCACCUCGGGUGGAACACUCCAUUCUGGAAAAGAGGGAGAUCAGCUUGCUUAUCCCUCCUAAAAUUAAACUUAGUUUAUCGCAGUCAAUCGCAGUUAUCACAUCAAACGAAAGUUAAUACCUAUAUUCACUUCUAAACAUUUCAUAACUCCUUAAUACACUUGUAAAACUAUCUUCAGAUACGUUUAGGUAAAAGAAAGUCCACCCACGAGAUUGUUUUCGGAGCAGCAAAGAACCCCUCAGUUCUCCCAGCGAGCAUAGAGCUGAGAUGGGCGGGAGAGCAGAACACGCGGAGACGAUGCCGCUGUUCCGGGGAAAUUGCUUGAUUUGAGUCUCCUGCCUGGGUGAAUUGUUUUCGGAUGUCAUAUUAGCGACAAUAUGCCUCUGCGUGGUAUUUCUGGAGUUGUUUGAGGACGCGCUGGAUCUAUCUUCCUCCUCCUCUUCCUCUUUCGGCUGUUUAUUGGGGUUCUCUGCUCUUACGGCGCUCAAUCUUCGGCGUCUGUUUGAGUCAGAUUAUUAACCCGCUAUCUGGGAAAUAAAACCAGGAUGUAAGGAAAAGCGUUGAUGUGGGAAGGAACUUUAGGAACGCAUCCUGGUCCAAACACGGAGCCCUGCUGGUCCCUCCCGCCGAAGCUGGAGAUAGGGAUGGUGUGUCAGGAGCCCAUUGGGUUCGGAAAUGCGCCAUGUUUGUGAGAACGAUGAGCCUGGCAGACAUGUCCGGUUUCUUGCCCAGGGGAGAGCAGCUGGCAAUAAAGGCUCGGAGCACUGAUAAUCUGGACAGUUCAGGGGAGCCUGGGACCCGAUCGGUGGGCACCACUGCCAACUUGAAGGGGAAGAUGAGCAAAAGGCUUUCUGUUGUGAAAGGUCACUUCCCCAAGCUUGUUGACUGUGCCCACUUUCACUACGAAAAUGUGGACUUCGGUUCUAUUGAGCUUCAGUUUGCCAACGAGCAGAGCGAUGCCAGCUGGACCUCGGGCAGUGCCAAAGAUCUGGUUUUCCUCGUGCAGGUGUCCUGCCAGGGUAAGACGUGGAUGGUGCGGCGUUCGUAUGAAGAGUUUCGGACGCUGGAUGCCCACCUGCAUCAGUGCAUUUAUGACCGCCGCUACUCGCAGCUCUUAGCACUGCCUGCCCUUUGCGAGAUCGGAGACCGGCUGGAGAUCCUAACACCACUGUUGUCAGAGUAUCUAAACCGUCUCACCAUGAUUGUGGACAAUAAGCUGAACUGUGGGCCGGUUCUCACUUGGAUGGAGAUUGACAACCAUGGCAACAGGUUCCUGCUGAAAGAGGAAGCAUCUUUAAACGUCCCUGCCAUCGCCGCAGCUCACGUCAUCAAGCGCUACACUGCUCAGGCUAGCGAUGAGAUCUCCAUUGAGGUUGGUGAUAUUUUGUCAGUGAUUGACAUGCCGCCCAAAGAGGACACUACAUGGUGGAGAGGAAAGCAUGGAUUUCAGGUUGGCUUCUUUCCCAGUGAAUGUGUGGAGUUAAUCAAUGAGAAGAUGCCGCAGUCGGUCAGCGCUCCUGUCAGUAAGCAAGAGGUAGAUCUGAUGAGCUCCAAACCUGGUGCUACCAACACAACUGGACCUUCCUCUCCAACAUCAGUGUCCAAGAAACACGGUAAGCUGAUGGGCUUCCUGCGCACCUUCAUGAAGUCCAGACCCACCAAACAGAAGCUGAAGCAGAGAGGAAUCCUGAAGGAACGAGUGUUCGGCUGCGACCUCGGCGAGCAUCUGCUCAACUCUGGCCUAGAUGUGCCACAGGUCCUGACGAGCUGCUCAGAGUUCAUAGAGAAGCACGGUGUGGUGGACGGCAUUUACAGACACUCUGGUGUGUCCUCCAACAUACAGAAACUCAGGCAUGAGUUUGACAGUGAAAACGUUCCAGACCUGACAAAAGAUGUGUACAUGCAGGAUAUUCACUGCGUCGGCUCGCUCUGCAAACUCUACUUCCGAGAGCUGCCCAAUCCAUUGCUCACAUACCAGCUUUACGACAAGUUUGCUGAAUGUAUGGGAGAAAUGACGGAGGAAGAGAGAAUGGUGAAAGUGCAUGAUGUUAUCCAGCAGCUUCCUCCUCCGCAUUACCGCACUUUGGAGUACCUCAUCAGACACCUGGCCCAUUUGGCCACCUGCAGUGCAGAGACGAACAUGCACAUAAAGAAUCUGGCCAUUGUCUGGGCCCCCAAUCUGCUCAGGUCCAAAGAAAUUGAGGCAGCAGGUUUAACCGGCGCAGAUCCUUUUAAAGAAGUGCGCAUCCAGUCUGUCGUGGUGGAGUUUCUGCUCAGCAAUGUGGAAGUUCUGUUCAGUGACUCUUUCACUUCUGUCGGACGCUUCAAUGCAGCACGACAGUCCCUGACCAGGCCCAAGUCGUUUGUAUCCACCAGGCUCCUGUCUCUGGAGGAGGCGCAGGCUCGCACACAAGCUCCCCUUCUCCUUCAGGGAUCUCCUCACCAUGCUAUUGGCCAGUUCCACACUGUACUGGACCUGCCUGUCGACAAAAGGAAAAGAGGGAUGAAGGUGCGGAAGUCAGCGGGUGGAAGCUGGAAGACAUUUUUUGCCAUUGGGAAACCUGGGGCUGUAGGUCGACGCAAACCCGCCAGGAUCACCUCUCUAUUUCAGCCCACUACCUCUCAUGCAGGUUGCAGGGUGGACAGUGUGACGCUCAGGUCUGCGAAAAGUGAGGAGUCGCUGUCCUCUCAGCACAGUGGAGCAGGUCAAGGCAAGAUUCAGCGGUUACGGAGACCUCGCUCCAGCAGUGACGGUCUCUCUCUGGCUGCCUCUGUGGAUCCGCAGCUCCUUCCCCAAAACUCCCCAUCCAAAAUCCACCCGAGCCGCUCCUACGACAGCCUGCUGCCAGAGGAGACCCGUGAUGCUGAUGAGGAAGAGGAAAACGAAGACGAAGAGGAUGAGGAGGGUGUGUACAUGCUGCCUGAUUUCUCCCAGGAACCACCCUCUUCAUGGAUAACGGAGGAUGUCAUUGACUUUAGCCCAACCUUUCUGGAAGAUGGGCCAAUAGGGUUGGGGGGCACAGGCGGAGCUCCAAGUGGUAGAGAGUCUCCUCCUGCGGCCGCACCCCCUCCAUACCGCUGUCUGAGCCAUCAGGGCCACCAUGCCCGCUCUGGAAGCCAGCGCUCGAUCACUGAAGAUCCAGACUCUGUUCUUAACCAGUCUGAAGCCGCAGCCCGCAGGAGUUUGAUCCUGGCUGCAGCAGCUCCGCCUCAGCAAGUGUUCUGCCAGCACAGGCCGUCUAAUGCCCCUGCAAACACAACCCAGUCGGGCGAGUCAAAUUUAAGCCCGUCCCAUGCCCAGACGCCAGCUCCAGCAACCUCUGCACCCCCUUCUCAGCCCCCUCAGGAAAGGCGCUCCUUUACACGUAAAGUGGUUCAUGCACUUUCACCAAAAGCGCCAAAAUCUCCUCCUCUGGACAUCUCGGAUCCCAUCGCCAUCAGUGUUCCUGCCAAGGUUUUGGAAAUGAUUGGUGGACGAGCUGGUGAAUUGCAAUCUGGACUUCCAAGCAGUGGACCUCCUCAGCCACCCCAGAUGAUAUCUAUGCUCCUGAGGUCAUGUGACUUUCAGCUCACUGAAAGCUGCCAGCAAGAGCUCAGCAGUAAGUUGGGCCCCAUCGCCAAGAUCAAGGGUCCAAGUAUCUUGGGUCCUACUGGUGUUCCCCUUCCAUCACAACAGCCCCCUGCUCCUCCUCCCAAGAAUCCUGCACGCCUCAUGGCUCUAGCUCUGACUGAAAGUGCCAACAAGGCACUGCGGCAAGGUGCCUCCCCUCCAUAUCGCCCCCGUCAGAGUGCAGCCUCCCCUGAGAAAGACAUCCGCUUUCAGAGGUCACUCUCUGCUGAUGCAGGAGCUCUGCUGUCCUCUGAUCCUAAUCAGAUCUAUUCCACAGUGCGACCCUUAUCUGUGUGGAAGACUGAAGGUGGUGAUGGGGAUGAUGAAGAGGACGAUGAAGGAGCUGCCGCUGAAAAGGCUGCAGACAAAUCACAUGGUACAGAGCCAAGAUCUCCCCCUGGGCAGGACAUUGGGACUCUGUCUUCUAACAGCUCAGUCUCUGACUCUGGGACAACCAAUUCUGAGUUAUCAGCUGCCAGUUCCUCUGAGGACAAUGAGCGAACCCCAAGCCCCAUUUACAAGAAUGAAGAACCAACUUCUCCACCACAGCCCUUAAUAUCCAGCCCGCCCUCCUCAUCUGACCUAGUUCCUUCACAGAGAAAACCCCCAGCAUAUGGCCGCCAAUUUUCUGCACCACAGCUUCAGCAGGAGAAGUCCAGCGGCCCAUCUAAACCUGCCACCCAACCACACACUCAGCUCCUACACUCCAAAUCAGAGAGCUCUCCUCUAGCCCAGGUACGAGCCUUCCAGCCCACUCGCCCUAAAGUGCCACCCAAACCCCCUGAUCUUGCACCCUUAAGGGCUCCUCUCUCUCAGACUGACCGGCAUGAUUACAUGCGUCGCUCCUUAGAUGCCAGUCGCAUUCGACGAUUGGCAGGACCUCAGCAGGUGAACACACCACUUUCCAGAGCCUUCUCGGAGCGCAUCAGCAGCACCUCUGACAUGCUGUCUCGAUAUCAUGCUGCCAGAAUGGCCAGUCAGGCCGCCCAGGUUGCACAUCUCCCCCAGCAACAGGCCCAGUCCACUCCAAUUAGACCAGUUGUCCCCUCCUCUGAAGACCCAUCCAAGAUGGAGAACUUCUACUAUGAAAUUGGUGCACCUGAGCACCCACAAGUGCCACCUAGCUAUGCACGCCACAGUUACCAGAAUAUGAAGCCGGAUCUGGAAGGGAACCUCCGGCUCACUGACCCAGCCAAUCAAAGGCCUAUAUCCAGGGGUUACCCUCCUCCCUACAAUUCCCAAGGUGCCGGGGGUGGUAGAUCUACCCAGCUGUGGUCGUCUGAGGCGACACGAGCAUGGGCUGCAGCACACUCUCACUCUCACUCUUUCUCUUUUUCUCAUUCUCAUCAUCGCUCUCAGGAUGGAUCGUCAGGACAUCCUCCUCAUCCUCGUCCCCAGCGACAAACAUCAUCCUCUGUCAGGUUGUCCCGCAGUGAAGUGCAUCCCUUACCCGCAUCUACUGGAUCUUCCACAGGCAUGGUGCCUCUGUCUGUGCACCAACGGAGCUUGCAUCGCCCCCACCGUUCACCUUCUGCCGACCACACUGCUUCACAGCUUCACCCCUACUUUGAAAACGGGAAGGUGUGCUAUCGGUACUUUGAGGCUUCCAGGCCUGAAGACUUGCAAUUGAAUCUACAUGAGCAGGCUGUAGUGAAAACGUCUCAGGCCUCCCCAGUGCAAGGAAUCACAAAAGAUCAGCCCGAGCCUAUUUAUGUCAACUACCCCUUCACAAACCCACCAGGAUCAGGGGUUAAUUCAAAGGGCUGGGCCACUACUGACCUAGAUGAAAAUGAUUAUCAUGCAUCUGAGACGCAAGAAGCACCAUCUAAGUCACCACCAGAUGACAAGCAAAAGCAUUUAGAGCAAGAAAGUCCUACAGCUGACUUUGACAACCCUUCCCAAAAUGAUCUGUCCUCAGAUUCCAAAAUGAUCAACAUAGCAUUGUCAGCCUCCACUGCCAUGCAUUUCCGUAGCCGCUCAGAUCCCCAAAGUGCCAGCUCAGAGACUGCUCAUGUCCUGACUGGGAAGGAAAUUGCCUCCUUGCUAAUUGAAAAACUUGCAGAGGAUGAAAGAGAGGGUCCUUCUGUGCCAUCCUCUACGUCCUCUUCACCACACAUUGAGCACCCUCCAAAUCCCUACCCUAGCCAGCAUCAGCAACCACCACCUGCAUACAAUGUGUACACCCCAGGACCCUCUCGAGGGCGCUUUGAAGGUCAGGUGCCACCUAGAGAGGGAUCAGGACCUUUCCAACGUCAAGACCCCUUGAGGAGAUCUUCCGGAGGCCAGUAUAGACAAGCGUUUGACGUCAUGCCAUCUGGCGACCAAGUCCUUAAGUUUUACAGAAGCCAAGACUUUAUCCCAGGUGCCCAGGGAGAAAGCACAACCCCUAAUCCUUAUCCCCCUAGACCAUAUUAUCAGGACCCCCCAUACCCCAACUGGGGCCCACAAGGUCUCCCAGACUCUUCCCACACAUGCACUCCACCCACAGUGGCCUUCUCAAACUUAGCACUUGGAUCAACAAGAGGAUACGCACCGCAGACAGUGGCCAACCAGUAUAACCAGUUCCCAUACCAGUCAGGGCCAGUGCUUCCUCAGUAUCCCAACACACCACGGCGAGAUGUUGUACUGGAUCCUUCUCUCCGACCUCCAGGGUUGCGGAACCAGAGAGGGCUAAACCGACAGGGAAGCCUGCCGGGACCAAACUGGACCAUCCGAACUGAAGGCCAGACCCGUAGUUAUUGCUAAAGAGCACAACUGCCACUAAAAGUCCUGUGUCUGUUGACUUAAAAUGAGAUCAUAUGAAGUAGACCACUAUGUAGAGCACUAGACAUCUAUGUUUACUGUACAAUUGAACACGUUGUGAAAGUAAUUGUGUUAACCUCCUCAAGAGGAGAACGAAUGUACAGAAACAAAGUGGCAUAUUUCUUUACAAGUGUUUCAGUCUCAGAAAGACCCCACUGCUGUCCUGCAGUUAGCGUGUGUUGGAGUGGACAAAGGGUACGAGAUUAAGGCGUAAAGCAGAAAGGAUCAAAGAAGUGAACCAUUAAGUGGCUUAGUUAUGAAAACAUUCCAGAACACACUGUGCUGUCCAGCAGAGGGAGUCAGAGAGGUGCACAGCUGCUAUUCCUCUGACAGGAUGUUGCUCAGUGGCUAAUUUGUUUGAGUUUUUUUUUGCUUUUGGUUUAAAGUUCUUUUAGACCAGAGGUGUCCAAACUCGAUCCUUGGGAAACAGUGUCCUGGAAGUUUUGGCUCCAACUUUCUUCAACACACCUGCAAGGAUGUUUCUAGAAAGCCUUGUAAGAGCUUGAUUAGCUUGCCCAGGUGUGUUCAAAUGGGAUUGGAACUAAACUUUGCAGGACAUCAGUCCUCCAGGACUGAGUUUUGGCACCCCUGUUUUAGACACUAGGUUAUGCUGUACAGGGGCACAAGCUUAACAUGUCUUUCUUCUCAAAGUACGAUAAAAAUAACCUCAAGAGAUGCUGUUGGUUUUAAAAAACUUUAUGAAAAUGGCUGUUUUUUUGUUAUCUUAAGUUUGUUGGCAGAAAUGUGACGUUAUUUCCAUUUUUAAUUGCUUUUGAUGUCUCUAAGUUAUUGUAAGAUUUCAUUGUGAAAGUUUUAUUUGCCUUUUUAGAAUUUGUUUCAAAGAAUGUGAAGAUUCAGACUUUGACCUUUUUAAUGGUUUUAAUUUCUUUUAAAGUCUGUGUGAAUUUGUAUGAGUGUGUGUGUUGUUGAGCACAUAAAACACAAAGGGUCAUUUCUUUUUUUGUGGGAGGGUGUGUAAUUGAGAACGCAUAUUUCUGAGAGGUACUGUUUUCUGCUCAUUCUCAAGUAAUGUGUCAGAUGAUUUGUGUAUCAAUAUUAGUGUUCUAAUCCAAAGCAAGUAUUUCAGGUAGGUCACGUCACCCUGUGUCACUCCCAGACAUCCUUGGGUUUCUGUGAAGGAAGAAUCCCAACCUAGCAACAUUGAAUAACUAGUACUGUUCAACUCAAAACACUGAAGAUUUUCAAUGCACAUAACACUAGUCUUAGAAGACAGUUUUCUGGGCAUGGUACUGUCUCAGUGUUUGUAGUACCUGUACGGUAAUUCAAAGUCUUGGAAAUUUUUCUAAAAUGUAUUAGAAGUGGAUUCUUAAAAAAAUAUGUUUAGUAAUUGGUGCCUUCUAUUAAAUAAUUGCUAGUCUUUUAAAUAAUCCUUUGCUCUAAAACAAUGGUCUCAAACGCCAUUCCUGGAGGGCGGCAGCUCUGUAUAGUUUAUCUCCAACCAUGAUCAAAUAAAGCUGAUCCAAAUAAUGAAGGUGUUCAUGAGUCUUUUAAACGCCUCGUAUAUUUGAAUCAGCUGUGUUUGAUAGGGUUAGAGUAAAACUGCAGAGCUGAGGUCCUCCAGGAAUGGAGUUUAAAACCCAUGUUCUAAAAUAUAGGUGUCAAGCUCGAUUCCUGAAUGGCCGCAGCUCUACAUAGUCUUUCUCCACCCCUAAUCAAACACAACUGAUGCAGCUAAUCAAGGUGUUCAACACUACUAGAGACUAUUAAGCAGGUGUGAGUUGGAGAUGGUUGGAGUUAAACUAGCUGUGUCCCUCCAGGAAUGCAGUUUGAGACUGUUGCUCUAAAACAUUCUGUUGGUCUCAUACUCACUUCCUGGAGGGCCACAUCUCUGCACAGUUUUACUCCAACCUUAUCAAACACAGAUGAUCCAGAUAAUUAAGGUGUUCAAAAAAGUCAUGAACACCUUCAUCAGCUUUGUUUGAUCAGGGUUGGAGCAAAACUGCAGAUCUGUAUCCCUCCAGGAAUUGACUUUGAGACCAUCGAUCUAAAAGCAACUAUUGAAAAUCUUUACCUGAGCCAAGUUGCCCUAUUUACAGAUUUCCAAAGCUUCGCACUAGUAAUUCCUGAGGUGUAAAUGAAGAGUGUGUGCGUUUGUGUGUGAGAGAGACACACUGUUUGCAUGUCUGUUAUCUCAGUUUUGUUUAAUACAUAUCUAUGCAGUGAAUAACCAAGGGGGAUCUGUUCCUUAAAAAAAAAAACACUAAAUAUUAAUGCUACCUAUGUAUGUCAGCAGACUGUGAGCGUAUAUGUUCCAGUUGAAGAGGUCAUGCAUGUGGCUUUGAGGGUAUAUACUGUACAUGUCCAACAAUCUCCCCUUCCGCCUUGAACACUUUACGAAAAGGCAGUUGAUCCUAUUUUGUAAUAUUUUCAAAUAUGUGAAUAAAACAUUGGACACCGUCAGUGACACA